AACAAAUGUGUGAAAACCGGGCGGACUUGAAUUCGUAAAGGACGUUUUGAUCUGCCCGAUGGAAAGACGACACAAGUGCAAUGUUGAUAACACGGAUACCUCUCGAUUUUUUUCAAAAUAGGAUAAUACAUUAAAUUCGUUUUUUGGCGGACCUAAUUGUCUACAGGUGCGGGACUCGUGAUGGUUAGAGAACCAGUCAAUGGAGCAACAGUAAUGUCACGUGACCAUAUCAACAUUGGUGACCAUGGACAGUAGAAUUCGAGAUGAAGUGGGUCAUAGCUACUUCCGGUAUGCUAACGAGUCGAGUGUGGACAACCUCACGGAGUAUAUUGACGGGUUACGAUCGAACCACACUACCGUUGAGAGUACGCCAUUUUUCAAAUACAUCAUCGGGUUCAUCCUCGCGUUUAUGAUCCUGACGACUUUAGCCGGGAACUGCUUGGUGGUUCUGGCAGUUGUGAACUACCGACGGUUACGGACGGUGACAAAUUGUUUGAUAGUUUCCUUGGCAACGGCCGACAUUGCUGUGGCUGUAUUCGUCAUGCCGUAUUCCCUGAUCUACGAGAUGGUGGGCGAAUGGAAAUUCGGGUGGAUAUUUUGCUAUUUUUGGAUAUCGUGUGACGUCAUGUGUUGUACGGCGUCAAUCUUGCAUCUGGGGGUAAUUUCUUUAGACCGGUAUUGGGCAAUCACAGAACCUUUGCAAUAUAAACGCCGAAUGUCGAGGUGCCGGACUACAUGUUUGAUAACAGGCGUGUGGCUAUGCAGUUGUACUAUAUCUUUCAUUCCAAUUUACCUCGGAUGGUUCGCAGACGACGUCAGCAUCCUUUACAAAAACCAGCCUAGUUGCGGUUUGGCAGUUAAUAAAGUUUACGCGGUUAUUUCCUCCGUUACGUCAUUCUAUGUGCCAUUGAUAGUGAUGGUGUUUGCAUAUUUACGAAUAUUCCGAAUUGCUCGGUACCAGGCCAAGGAGAUUCAUCGUAUGGAGCGCUCUUUCAGGAAUCAUUGCGAUGUUGGUAAUAAUGUCGGAGGCAAGAAGAAAAAACCAUCUCACAAAGAUAGUAAAGCGAUCAAGACGCUGGGAACCAUUAUGGGUAUUUUCAUCAUUUCGUGGCUUCCGUUCUUCCUCAUGUACGUCAUUUUGCCAUUCUGCCAAUCAUGCUACCUCCCAAAGGAGGUGGAGUCCGCAAUCACGUGGCUAGGCUACGCUAACAGCUUCAUCAAUCCCUGUGUUUACGCUUUCCUGAACAAGGACUUCAACGUGGCGUUUCGACGUCUACUCUCCUGUCCGAAUCGGAGCUAUGGAGAUAAGAAAAAGAUAAUCAUCCGGUACGACCGCCACGGGUGUCUGGAUGGUAACUCCCGUUCCAACUCAUCCAUGAAAACCCCUAAGAGACUCUCGCCCGAAACGCCAGGGAGGUCGCCGGCUAGGUCACCUGUUAUUCCAGAACAGCGCCGCAACUCCGUAGAAACAGCCGAGGUACUUUUAACGUCCGACCUUGGAAUAAGUAAGACACAUUAUAUCAAUCCUAAUUGGACACAGUCUGGCAGAUAAGAAGAGGCUUAGAAACCAGAACCAUGCCUUUAUUAGAGAGGUUACGCAGCACGUGGAACAUGUCACUUUUAGCUUGUCACGGGUGACGUGCGAAGUCGGGACAAGUAAGGCGUUCACUUCAUACCUUUUCACCUUCUUGUCAUGACAUGUCAAGUCUGUCAAGUCGGUGACAAGUGACAUUCGACUCGGGACAACUGACAUAUGACAUCAUGAAGUUUAUGUAAACCCAGGCAAUGCUAUUACAGCGUUCAGUAGACUGCCGAAUUCCAUUUUUGAAAUAGUAGUUAUAGUUGUACAAUAAAAGUCUGUUUUUAGUGAUGACACGGUCGUCUUGAUUGUCAUUUACUAUAUCGGGGAUUGCGCAAUAUUGGUCGCUGAUAUAGCCGCACAUUGAGAUAUGGAUAACUUGAUUUCGUGGUUUAUUCCAUUCACUCGCAUAUGCAUAAAAGCACGUUCUCGUGUUGACGAUUACUCGAAACGGGAAGUUGACUAGAACGGACGGUAACAUAACGCGAACUUGACGGGAACGUGUUCAUUCUCCAAGCGUCGUCAAUGGUGAUCAUCGUUGUCAAGCCUCACUCGACAUACUGGCUUUUCAAUCCAUGUUACAAGCAGUGCACUGUACACAUUGGAUCUGUGGCAGAGGGAGUAUGUGAGAAUUUCAGCGGGUGCGUGUAAAAUUCGACUGACGGACCGAAGACCAAGAGAUUGGAACGUGUUGUUGGGGGAGCUUGGCGGGAUCAUAAGGCGAACUUGACGGGAACGCGUUGGGAGCUAGGCGGGAACAUGACGGGAGGAUCACCGACGACGGUGGAACGACUGGUUAAGAGUUUUCAUCAUCGCCGUGUUGUCUCCAUUAUAUCAACAGAAUCAAACAGCAUGGGAACGACAUACUCCGGCCCAUGUUGAUGUUCUUACUGGAGACACCUUGAGCUAUAUUCAAUUCCCAUUACGCUGUCAGAAUAAGCUGAUGUAAUACAAUCAAAGGCGGAUUAGAAUAGUAGCGACGAAUCAGAAAGCAUUUUCAUCAUCUGAGGCACCAGAGAGAGAUCGAAUUACAGUUCCGCCGUGUUGAGUGAAUUAAACCUGUAUAAAUUUCAUUUCGGGCUUUGAAGUUUGACCGUGCAUGUUGUUAGGCUACCACCAUUUUGGCGAGAACUUGGAAUCCCACAGCAAUCAAAACUCCUUCAAAAUGAAUUGAAUGCCAAUUUCACAAGGAUGGGAGUCUGUUCUUUGUUUUCCAGAGAACCGCCUCCUGACAUUGGCUUCGUGCAAAUAGCCUCCCGCAUAGCCGUCACACCCUAUCACAGCCCCAGAGGCCAUUUUAUUAGCUAAUACUUUGUCAUACAGCCAUCAAAGGGAAAAUAACCACAAUAUCUCGGCCACAGGUGCUGUUAUAAUUACGCUCAUAAUUGCCUCCCUCCCGGCAGCCGUAUUUGAAUAUUGCGGUAAUGAAUUCACCCCGCGUUUUGUUUUCCAAAAGGUUGCCUAGCACCCGAGGGGGUGGCGCUUAUUUCCGAGCUUUCAAGUUUCAUCACUUCCAAACGCUAUACCGUAAUUACUCAAUUUCCAAACACGGCGACUAGCAUCCGCUUGCUUUUGAGAUAAACGCAUUGUGAAUGGCAGCACCCUCUUUCGGCGCAUGUGAGUCCAAUUGUUGCUUAAAGAUGACGGGUCACUUGUACCUUCCCGAGUGCGACCGACGCCGGGCACUAAUUAACCAAACUUAUUUUAGCUUUGAAAUUAGUCAACGAAAAGGUCACUCUAACUUCUUUGGUCUAUUAUCAUCGUUUAUUGAUUUUGAUACUGAAACUUCUCAAUGUCAAUCCACCAAUCCCCUUGAUCCCGCCUUUGCUUUGUCCUCACUUACUUUUAGUGGUAAUUGCACCAAAUUAGUACCCUGGUACUUGCAUAGUAGCCUACUAUUGUACC
This is a messenger RNA of Lineus longissimus, 3484 nucleotides long. Its product is annotated as beta-2 adrenergic receptor-like. Gene Ontology annotation, cellular component: plasma membrane. Gene Ontology annotation, molecular function: neuropeptide Y receptor activity. The record is from RefSeq and is a predicted model, not a curated record. NCBI's taxonomy places the organism in Eukaryota, Metazoa, Nemertea, Pilidiophora, Heteronemertea, Lineidae. The coding region runs from base 245 to 1552 and encodes 435 amino acids. The transcript has 2 exons. Gene Ontology annotation, biological process: adenylate cyclase-activating adrenergic receptor signaling pathway.